AUGGAAUCGAGCCAGAAACACCGCGCUCCUCGGAGUCCUGUCGUGCAGAUUCCCGUGCCUCGACGUGGGAAGACCCAAAAAGCCAGCAGUGCCGGAGCCCAUGGCGAUUUCAAAGGCGCAGCCGUUUUCGCGGAACAGGGAAGCGCGACCGCUGGGCCUUCGAGCGGCGCGGACGCCUCGGAGAGAACGGUAGAGGACGGUUUCGACCCGACAAUGCGGAGUCGCAAGGCAGUGAAAAGGAGGUAUAUGGAGGAUUCAUCGGGCGAUGAAGAACCACGGAAGCAUCGAGCGCGGGAAGCCGGCCCCAAGAUGACCAAGGACAAGCGCGACGUGCGAUGGCCACCACGAGUGCGCCUGUCCAUCGAAGAGCUUCGCAUCCUACAGGACAUCGCGGGCAAGAUUGUGCCUGUGCAAUGCCGCCACGACAUCGCCCCAUACGCCUUCAACAGCCGUAACGACGCGUACCGGGAGUUUGUCAUCGACGGGAUCCUGAGCCAGACUGAAGAAUCGGCGACACGAACCAGGCGACUGUCCAGGAGUAGGCACUUGGCAGAAAGGGUCGAGGAGGCUGCCCAAGCCUGCCGGCGGGGCGCAUUUUCCCAAGACGCAGUGGCGCAUGCCACGAGGAUGGCGCGGCGAGCUUUCGAGCACCCAAGGUCCGACCGGGAGGAGGUGGACGCAACCGCCGGCCCAGGCCGAAACGAUGACGAAGUCCAGAUUGUGGACCCGGAGUUGUGGAAAGUGCAAGUCCGUCUGGCGAGGGUUGAGACGGCCGUCAGGCACGUCAAGCCGAGCGCGGCGCGCAGGGAAGCAAGAAGCAGAAGCCAAGGCUAG
Molecule: messenger RNA, 834 nt
Organism: Diplodia corticola
Lineage: Eukaryota; Fungi; Ascomycota; Dothideomycetes; Botryosphaeriales; Botryosphaeriaceae
Exons: 2
Coding region: 1-834 (277 amino acids)
Source: RefSeq, a predicted model, not a curated record